CCUAUAGGUUCUGUACUGGAAUGGACUCUAUGCAUGGCCCACUGCCUACGUGUUUCCGCUAAAAUCUCAGUUGUAGGCGAGCUUCCGUUCUCUGAUAGCAAGCUGUGGUAAUAGCGCGGUCUUUCUGUCAAAUUUUCGAUUAUCUAUAGCGAUUACAAAUAAUUAUUUUAUAUUAUAUAUUUUAUUAACUGCAGUAACAACAUUUUAGUAUAUUAUAUUAAAAUAUAACAUUUUAUUCAUGAGUUCAAGAAGCUUCAAGUGCCUUCGGUGUGAAGGUGCAACGUCUAUGUAUUGCUGUGUCCCGUUAUGUGACACAUCCUCAAGGUUUAAUUCGGUGGUUAGUUUCCAUACUUUCCCUUUGGACAAGGAAACAAGUAAAAAAUGGAUUCACUAUAUCCGACGUGAGGAUUUUAAUAUCACUCCUAACACAAGAGUCUGCAGUCGUCACUUCAAGAGUGAUGAUUUGAUCGAGCCAUCGGCUCCCACAGGACGCCGGCUACUGAAGAAAGGUGCAGUGCCCACUUUGUUUGAGUGGAACAACUACUCCACUUCUGCACCAAGGCGCACCGGGGCAUGGCAGAGGAGAGAAGUUUCCCCUCCACUGAACGAAGAUCCUGUGCCUGUGGACCUCCAGCAUGAGGAGCAUGAUUAUUGUUCAUUUCCCGUUCCUGCGGCUGUCGAUCUUUCUUUAGAUCAGACUGAAGAUCUCCGAAAGGAAGUGGAACAACUGAGGAAACAGGUGGAAGAACUGUCUGUCCGUCACAGAUUUUGCUUGGGCAGAUUUGCUGCAUCAGACGAUGACAUACGGUUCUACACUAGGUUUGUGACGUACAAUCACUUAAUGGCGUUCUGGAGACUCAUUGAACCUGCAUCCCACAACAUGGUUCGUGUGACCAGAGCAAGGGCAGCUACAACUAGGAGUGAAGGUGGAGCAUCAGGCAAUGCAUCUGGUCAAUGCCUGCAGCCCAUAGAUGAGUUUUUUCUCUUCAUGGUUCAUCUCUCAGUUGGUCUGACACAAAGGGAUCUGGCUCACAGAUUUGAUAUUCAUCAGUCCACCGUGAGUCGAAUUAUAACAACCUGGGCACAUUUUCUUUAUACCGUUCUUGGAUCAGUGCGCAUCUGGAUGUCUAAGGAGGUGGUCAAGGCUCACAUGCCAAAGGAGUUCCAGGACUAUCCAGACACACAAGUGGUGAUCAACUGCACAGAGCUGCGGUGCCAAACUCCAACCUCUCUCCUGCUUCAAAGUGAAGUGUUCUCCUCUUAUAAAUCCCACUGCACCUUCAAGGGGUUAAUUGGCAUGGCACCACAUGGCGCAGUCACCUUUAUGUCAUCCCUGUAUGCAGGAUCCAUCAGUGACAAGGAGCUUCUCAAGCAGUCUGGGAUUGUGUCUCUGCUGAAACCUGACAUGGCUAUUAUGGCCGACAAAGGUUUUCUCGUGGACGACUGUGUGCCAUGCAAAGUCUACAGACCUGCUUACCUGUCAAAAAGAGAACAGAUGUCGGCUGAUGAGGUAAAGGAAACUCAAUCCAUUGCUCGACUGAGGGUCCAUGUUGAGCGUCUCAUCCGCAGGGUGAAACAACACAAGCUGUUUGAUACAGUCAUCCCUCUUUCCAUCACAGGGAGCAUCAACCAGCUAUACACUGUUGCUUGCCUCCUUGUGAACUACCAGAAUGGCCCCUUGGUAAAAGCAUGGGCAAAGGAUUAAAGACUAGACAA
Onychostoma macrolepis is the source of this 1716-nucleotide messenger RNA. RefSeq lists its product as uncharacterized. The transcript has 3 exons. NCBI's taxonomy places the organism in Eukaryota, Metazoa, Chordata, Actinopteri, Cypriniformes, Cyprinidae. The coding region runs from base 239 to 1705 and encodes 488 amino acids. The record is from RefSeq and is a predicted model, not a curated record.